AUGGCCAAGAAGAACCUCACCACAGUGACAGAGUUCAUUCUCACGGGCUUUACUGACCAUCUGCAGUGGGAGGUUCCAUUCUUCCUUGUGUUUCUUGGCUUCUACCUGGUCACUAUUUUGGGGAACGUUGGCAUGAUUAUUCUCAUUCAAGUGGAUGUCCAGCUCCACACCCCAAUGUACUUCUUUCUGAGCCACCUCUCUGCACUAGAUGCCUGCUAUACCUCAGUCAUCACCCCUCAGAUCCUGGCCACACUGCCCAGAGGCAAAAUGGUCAUCUCCUAUGGACACUGUGCUGCCCAGUUCUUCUUCUUCACCGUCUGUGCAGGAACAGAAUGUUUCCUGCUUGCUGUGAUGGCCUAUGACCGCUACAUUGCUAUUAGCAACCCACUGCUCUACACUGUGGCCAUGAGACCCAAAAAAUGCUGGAGUUUGGUGGUGGGAGCCUAUGUGUAUGGGGUGUCUGGGGCCGUCCUCCGCACUGCAUGCACCUUCUCCCUCUCCUUCUGUGAGGACGAUCAGAUCAACUUCUUCUUCUGUGACCUCCCACCCCUGCUGAAGCUGGCCUGCAGUGACACAAGAAACAUUGAAAUUAUUAUUGUCUUCUUUGGCAACUUUGUGAUUUUGAUCAAUGCCUUGGUCAUCCUCAUUUCCUACCUACUCAUCAUCAGGGCUGUUUGGAGAAUGAAGGCUUCAAGUGGUAGAGCCAAGACUUUUUCCACAUGCGCCUCCCACCUCACUGCUGUGGCCUUUUUCUUUGGGACCCUCACCUUCAUGUAUAUAAGAAGUGACUCUGGAAAAUCCCUGGAGGAAGGCAAGGUCGUGUCUGUCAUCUACACAGUGGUCAUCCCCAUGCUGAACCCUCUGAUAUACAGCUUGAGAAACACAGAUGUGAAAGCUGCUUUCAGAAAGGUCACUGGUAGAUUACAGGUGUCCCAGAGAAUGUAG
Messenger RNA from Jaculus jaculus (lesser Egyptian jerboa), 945 nucleotides. RefSeq names its product olfactory receptor 9I1-like. Gene Ontology annotation, biological process: sensory perception of smell; G protein-coupled receptor signaling pathway. The record is from RefSeq and is a predicted model, not a curated record. Gene Ontology annotation, molecular function: olfactory receptor activity; odorant binding; G protein-coupled receptor activity. Lineage: Eukaryota; Metazoa; Chordata; Mammalia; Rodentia; Dipodidae. Gene Ontology annotation, cellular component: membrane. The transcript has a single exon. The coding region runs from base 1 to 945 and encodes 314 amino acids.